CCGUCAGUAAGUCUUUGUAACAGACGAACGAGCAUCAACAGGAUAUUAACAGUCAGACUGGAUGUCUCUCAGAUCUGAUUACCAAUUAAACAGAGGACUUAGAUCAGCUGGAUGACAUACAGUUGCAUGUUAUGAUCGACUGGAGCAGCUUUAACAGAAUCAGGUCACUUUCUAACUACCUUAUGUUACAUAUACAGUAUGUACCGUAUGUAUUUUGUUCUCUAAGAAACUGAAGUGACACUUAGUAACUCAAAAAUAAGAGAGUCAAAUUAUGCAUUCCAGUCUUUUUUGUAUUUUUGUUUGUUUCAAUAUAAAAAAAGAAAGAAAAUGUUUUUACUCUUUUUAAUUUCCAAAAAGGAGACAUCUGUUUAAAGUUGAACAGUUUGACAUCUCCUCGUUGGUGUCUCAGAGAUGAAGUGUCUCUGGUUUCUGAGUGUGCUCACUAUGUCACUGUGGGAGGAGUCAGUGUCUGAGACAAAGACCCUAAACUCAGUCCAAAGACGAGGACCACCAGAAGGUGUCCAAUUCCUCCAGAGGAUCAGGAGGAGCUGGGUCUGGAACCAGUUUUUUGUCCCGGAGGAGUACACCGGAGACGAGCCGCUGUACGUCGGGAAACUCCACUCUGAUGUGGACAAAGGUGACGGUCAAGUGAGGUAUGUCCUGAAUGGUGAAGGAGCAAAAGCCAUUUUCACCAUUGACGAGAACACAGGAGACAUUCAUGCCACCAAGAGGCUGGACCGGGAACAGCAGGCGUACUACACUCUAAGAGCUCAGGCACAGGACCGAAAAACCAACCUGCUGGUCGAACCCGAGUCUCAGUUCAUCAUCAAAGUCCAGGACAUCAAUGACAACGAGCCCAAGUUCCUUGAGGGACCGUACACUGCCAGGGUGGCUGAGAGGUCUCCUGUAGGUGUGUCAGUGGUGACAGUGGUGGCAACAGACGCUGAUGAUCCGACAUAUGGGAACUCUGCCAGAGUUAUUUACAGCAUCCUGCAGGGUCAGCCAUACUUCUCUGUGGAGCCAAAGACAGGUGUGGUGCGAACAGCUCUUCCCGACAUGGACCGGGAGAUGCGGGACCAUUACCUGCUGGUCGUCCAAGCCAAAGACAUGAUUGGUCAGGUGGGAGGUCUCUCAGGAACCACCUCCAUCACAGUAAUGCUGACCGAUGUCAACGACAACCCACCUCGCUUUCCCCUCAAGAGCUACAAGUUCAGUGUUCCAGAGUCUGUACUAGUUUCAGCUGAGGUUGCUAAGAUCAAAGCUCUGGAUCUGGAUGUUGGUCCAAAUGCAGAGAUGGAGUACAGGAUCCUGGAUGAAGAUGGUCUGGGAACCUUCAGGAUCACCACCGAUCCAAACACACAAGAAGGGAUAGUCACACUACACAAGGCUCUGGACUUUGAGACCAAGACGAGUUACAUGUUGCAUAUUGAGGCAUCCAAUCGUCACAUAGACACACGCUUCCUGACGAUGGGCCUGUUCAGCGAUGUAACAACAGUUCAUCUGCUGGUGGAGAAUGUGGAUGAGCCUCCGGUAUUCUCCUCGUCUGUCAGUCGGAUGGUGAUCUCUGAGGCUGCUGCAGUGGGAACUGAUGUGGGAUCAGUUUCAGCUCAUGACCCUGAUGCCACCAACAGCCCUGUCAGGUACUCCAUAGACAGGAAGUCGGAUGUGGAGCAGUACUUUAACAUUGACAGCAGUUCAGGUGUGAUCACAACAGCCAGACCUUUGGACAGAGAGACCAUCGCUCGGCACAACAUCACCGUCCUGGCCACAGAGAGCCUGGAUUGGUCUCAGGUGGGGAAAGCAGUGGUUCUGGUCUCUGUGACGGAUAUUAACGAUAACGCACCAAGCUUUGCCAUUGAGUAUGAAACAUUCAUCUGUGAGAAGUCUGAACCUGGGCAGAUCAUUGAGACGCUGAGUGCCGUAGAUCAUGAUGAACCAGAGAAUGGACAUCACUUCCUGUUCUCUCUGACUGCUGAGGCUGCUGGAAACCUCAAUUUCACCUUGAAAGACAAUAAAGACAACACGGCAUCUGUCCUGAUUCGCCAUGGUGGUUUCCUGCAGCGGGAUCAGAUGGUUCACUUCCUGCCAGUGGUGAUUUCAGAUGGUGGCAGUCCAUCCCUCAGCAGCACCAACACGCUGUCCAUCUCCGUCUGCACCUGUGAUGUCACCGGAAACCGCCGCUCCUGCAGCCAGCGGGUGUCACCACUUCGGCUGGCUGGCCUCAGCACUGCCGCCAUUGCUGCAGUCCUCACCUGCACCCUCACUUUGUUGGGUGUUGUCAUGGUAACUGUGGCUGUCCGACACAGGAAGCGGGAGCCUCUGAUCGUUGAUGAUGAGCGAGAUGUUCAUGAGAACAUUGUACGUUACGAUGAUGAAGGUGGAGGUGAGGAGGACACGGUGGCCUUCAACAUGUUUGCUCUGAGGAACCUGAAGACGAACCAAGACACAAACUUGCCAGGACUCUGGACCAGAACCCGGAUCUACAGGACGCACAAGAACCAGCCGCUGCAAGACUUCAUCAUGGACAGACUGCAGGAGGCAGAGCUGGACCUGACAGCACCCCCCUAUGACUCUCUGCAGACCUACGCCUUUGAGGGCAGCGGGUCAAUCACUGGGUCCCUCAGCUCGUUAAACUCAUUAGACUCGUUAAACACGUUAGAGUCUGAGCAGAACUACGACUUCCUGAGAGAGUGGGGGCCGAGGUUCAGGAAGCUUGCAGACCUCUAUGGACACCAUGAAGGGGCAACGACCUUCAAGACCUGAAAUAAUUACUUUGUCAUUAAUAAAUUAAAAUUGGAAUUAAAUACAUUAAUGAUUAUUAAUUAAAUAAUAAUAAUUAAUUCAAAUACUGAUUUAUUUUUAUGUAAAAAUCAUACAUAAUUAUUUCACUAUUUCCAUUUCAUGAUUUCCAUUUCAUGGUCCUGUGUUGCAGUGCUUCAUGAACUGUCUAACUGUCAAACUGUGGGGCUAACACUAAUCUAGUCUGAGCCAUUACUUUGGUCUGAAGUAGAGUGCCCGGGGAGAGACGAUGGUAUAUGUCUGCUGUGACUGAGCCGCCGGAGCUUUCUCAAUCAAGCAAGUCUAAUAAUAGAACAUCAAUGAAGUGGCACACCACACAUAAACCGUUUCUGAGAUAUUCACAGACAUGUAACACUUUAGACUUUUAGGCAGAUCAAUAGAGUUAUCUAAACCAAUGUAGAGGUGAAUAGCACCACCCAGUGUAUUGGAAUGUGUUCACUAGCUCUGCAUCAAUGCAUUAUCUGGAAUUGAUUUGCCUUGACUUGAUGUACAGGGUAACCAAUCAGGCGUUAGAGUCCGCCUACCAACUUUGAUGGACAAGUUUGACAGUUAAUGAAGAACUGCAACACAGGAUAUGAAAUGUAAAUGUAAAUGAAUUAAAUAGUGAAAUGAUUAUAUGUUUUUUACAUAAAAUGAAUCGAUAUUUUAAUGAAUUAAUUACAGAUUUAAUAACAUUUAUGUAUUUAAUUCCAAUUUUCAUUAAUUAAUGACGCAUUUAAGUAAUUAUUUAAUGAUGUAUUUAUUUAUUUAAUUUUAGUCCUCCAUAAUACGACAGCUGUGUUGAUGCAGCAGGUACAGGGGGCGUGGUUAAGAUGUUUAGGGUCAGAGCCCAAUGAAGGGACCACACGGAGAACCGGUCUGUGUGAACCAAUCAGCUUCAGGUGUUUCUUCUCAGGUACUCAGGUCUCCCUUCACAGGAGACUGAUUGGUCCAACAGGUCUAAUGUGAGUCCACCCCUGAGCUGUGAUUGGCUGAAACAUUAUAAUGAUGAUUAUGAUGAUGUUCUGAUGUUUAGGCUAAUGCUAAGCUAACUGUUGUUGUUUACUGUAUGUCAUUGUCUCUCAGUAACUUCCUGUUUCCUGUUUGUCUUUGGCUGAAAAUGAAAUCACAAAAACAACAAAACUGACUGCUGUCAUCUGUUUUGACCGUUGUUCAAAGCGAGGUUGCACCACAGACUUUGGCUUCCUUGCAUUGGCUCCCUGUUAAAUCUAGAAUAGAAUUUAAAAUUCUUCUCCUUACUU
Messenger RNA from Larimichthys crocea (large yellow croaker), 4040 nucleotides. Its product is annotated as cadherin-7. The coding region runs from base 412 to 2763 and encodes 783 amino acids. Gene Ontology annotation, molecular function: calcium ion binding; cadherin binding; beta-catenin binding. The record is from RefSeq and is a predicted model, not a curated record. NCBI's taxonomy places the organism in Eukaryota, Metazoa, Chordata, Actinopteri, Sciaenidae. The transcript is spliced from 12 exons. Gene Ontology annotation, cellular component: plasma membrane; catenin complex; adherens junction. Gene Ontology annotation, biological process: cell-cell junction assembly; cell migration; adherens junction organization.